AUGCCGCCCGCGAGCUCCUCCUUCACGCCUCUCAAUGUCCCAGACGACGCCGUGCCCGAAUGGCUGGGGUCCUUUACCUUGGCCGCGCCUCCGAAUACCGAUCUGUGGAGAAAGCCUCCGUCGGGCGAUGUAUCAACCGCCCCGAUACUGUACACGGCGCUGCGCAAUCCUUUCAUAGCCGCCGAGGUGACUGUCUCUGCCGACUGGGAGCUUGAAUGGGACCAAGGCGGUCUGGUGAUAUUUGCGGGUUCACCGCCGGGCCAGAUGGCAGCAGCAGCGGCCAGGGCGGCGGCGGCGGCGGCUUCGGCGGCGGCUUCAUCAGUCGAAAUGCCCAACAUGGCGGAUAUUGUGCUCCAGGACAGGGCGAGCCCGAGCCCUGCCACGUCACAUUCGGAGUCUCGGAUGCUCAACGGCAUGACGCCAGCACCAGCAACGGCAACGGCAACGGCACAAGCAGACUCUGCACGACCUCUGGACCGCGGACCCCCUCCCGCGUAUCCCUCGUCCCCAACGCCAGCCUCCAAGUGGGUCAAAGUCGGCCUGGAAUUCUGCAACAACGCCUGUCACGCCACGUCGGUAGUUGCAAACAGCGAAGGCGCAGACUGGUCGCUCAGCGCAUUGCCGCCGCACCAGCAGCGCCGCUACACGCUCCGCGUCAAGAUUGAGCGCAUCGGCUACGCCCUGUGGGUCUGGUACGAGGACGAGAUGCUCGGCUGGAAGAAGCUGCGCGAGGUCACGUGGUUUUUCUGGGGCGUCGAAGACAAGGCAGUGCGCGUGGGCGUGUACGCUAGUCGUCCGGCGAAUUUUGGCGUCAGCAUGUUUGAUCGGAGGAGUGCGGCUGGCGGCGAUGGCAGUGGUAUUACUAACGAGAAUAACUAUGGUGCGAGGAAUCUCUGUGUCGAUUUUGAGGGGUUGGAGAUUUUUUAA
Messenger RNA from Exserohilum turcica Et28A, 927 nucleotides. RefSeq lists its product as uncharacterized. The transcript has 2 exons. NCBI's taxonomy places the organism in Eukaryota, Fungi, Ascomycota, Dothideomycetes, Pleosporales, Pleosporaceae. The record is from RefSeq and is a predicted model, not a curated record. Bases 1 to 927 code for a protein of 308 amino acids.